AGCGUCAUCAUUGGCUUACAGUCCGUCAGUGCACGAGCAAACACUGCGCGAUCAUUCAUCACAUCCAGCAGUCAUUUCACACGUCUCUAGCGGACUUCUGACUGUUGAUAUGGGGCAAAAUCAUUUACAAUUAUUUCUUAAGAAUUUGUGGCUGCUCUUUCUUAUUGUGGAACACGUUAAACCUGCACUAUCAGAUGGUUGGAUCCAUGCGCAUGCAGAAGACAAACUUUUUAAAAAACUCUUCAUCGGUUACAAUAAGUGGUCCAGACCUGUGCGGAACAUCAGUGAUGUUGUCAUUGUCAAGUUUGGCCUCUCAAUUGCCCAGCUUAUUGAUGUGGAUGAGAAGAAUCAAAUGAUGACAACGAACGUUUGGCUGAAACAGGAAUGGAACGAUUAUAAACUGCGCUGGAACCCCUCCGAGUUUGAUAAUGUGAUGUCUAUUAGAGUCCCGUCGGAGAUGAUUUGGGUGCCUGACAUCGUCUUAUACAAUAAUGCGGAUGGCGAGUUCGCAGUGACCCACAUGACCAAAGCCCACCUGUUCCACACGGGGAAGGUGAGUUGGGUUCCUCCCGCCAUCUACAAGAGCUCCUGCAGCAUUGACGUCACCUUCUUCCCGUUCGACCAACAAAACUGCAAGAUGAAGUUCGGCUCCUGGACCUACGACAAGGCCAAGAUUGACCUGGAGCAGAUCGAGAACACCGUGGACUUGAAGGACUACUGGGAGAGUGGCGAAUGGGCGAUCAUCAACGCCGUGGGAACCUACAACACCAAGAAAUACGACUGUUGUCACGAGAUCUACCCGGACAUCACCUACUUCUUCAUCAUCCGCCGUCUGCCUCUCUUCUACACCAUCAACCUCAUCAUUCCCUGCUUGCUUAUUUCUUGUUUGACCGUGCUGGUGUUUUACCUGCCAUCGGACUGCGGAGAAAAGAUCACGUUGUGUAUUUCAGUCCUUCUUUCCCUCACCGUUUUCCUAUUGCUCAUCACUGAAAUCAUUCCCUCGACGUCUCUGGUCAUUCCACUCAUCGGAGAGUACCUGCUCUUCACCAUGAUAUUCGUCACCCUCUCCAUAGUCAUUACCGUCUUUGUGCUGAAUGUGCACCAUCGAUCGCCCAGCACCCAUAAAAUGCCCAGUUGGGUUCAUUCGGUGUUCCUGGACCUCAUUCCCCGCUGGCUCUUCAUGAGACGCCCAGAACCCGAGCUGAAGCACCGCAACACGGCCAACCUCAGCACAUCUAAGAGCUGGCUUCAGCAGGAGACCGACGUGGACGGGCGGGACUGUCAGGACAUGGAGUUCGGGGUGGGGAUGGGGAUGUCCACGUCCAUCUCGUCCCCAUCCGCCACGUCUCUGCAUCUGUCCGACUCGGAGCCUUUACUCCAGAAGUACGAGCUCCGGCAGUUGGGACACGUGAUGAACCUGUGCCAGCGUCCAGCAAAGCUCACGAACCUCGUGUCAGACCCCGGUCUCAGCUUCUCACCGUGUGUCCUGAAGGCCCUGGACGGGGUGCGCUACAUCGCUGAUCACCUGCACGCUGAGAAUGAAGACUUUUCAGUCAAGGAGGACUGGAAAUACGUGGGAAUGGUGAUUGAUCGUAUCUUUCUGUGGAUGUUCAUCAUCGUGUGCCUGCUGGGGACGGUCGGCCUCUUCUUACCUCCCUGGAUAUCAGGAAUGAUCUAAGAGCCGUGAUACACACCAACAUCAAGAGCUCUGAUAAACACUUGAAGCCAAGACCUUUUACAGGGACCAUUAAAAAGAUGGCAAACAUUGUAAUAUAUAUAUAUAUAAAAGGUCUUUUUUUCUCUCUCUUCCUUUGAUGAAAGAUAUCUUUCUGUUCAGGGAAUAUUUGAGGACGCAAUUCAUUUUUACAACGCAGGAAACACAACUGAAUGCCUUGACAUUUAGCACUAUCAAACUGCACCCGAGUCCUGUCGUUUCAUAUGCAUAAAGAGCGGGGCCGUCACCGACCGCAAUAUGCUAAAUUAACCUUUGGGAAAGAGGCAAACGCUUAUGUGACCCUGAUGGGUGGCAGUUCAAUUCAGUUCACUCUUUACCCUUUAUUCAACUGUUCAAUGAAUCGUAGAUUACAUUUCGUGCCGCUUUCAACAGCAAUUAUCUCCAAGGUCAGAAGGCAACUAUUUAUUUAUAACUUUUUUAUAUAUAUAUAUAAGUCUUUGAAAAGAAUGCUUUUGAUAUUGCGAAGGUCGUGUAAUUAUCCAAGACGGGUCUGUGGACCAUGUGGGUCAAAUGGGACCUGGGAGAAAAAUGACAUUUACUAUUUGAAAUUCUGCUCGUCCACUGAACUAAAACACUAUUUUGCCAAACAUGAAGAGCAAUUAAAGCCAAACUAAUAACUAGGAUCCGUCUUUAUCAGCUGAAAUCGAGAAUGAAUCGUGACAUGAAAAUGUCUCCUUCGGUUGAAUUCAUAAUUAAUGUAAGUGAGACUAUCUGCCAGUCACAUCCCUUAAUAGCUCUAUUUUACAGCUGUGAAAAAAAGUCCCUAACAGACUAAUGAUGAAUGAGACGACAUGAGCGCUGUCGCCCUCUGCUGAUGAUUGUGUAAAACACACCAGGAUUCCCACUCUCAUGAAAAACCUAGAAAUUAAAUG
Messenger RNA from Rhinichthys klamathensis goyatoka, 2607 nucleotides. RefSeq names its product cholinergic receptor, nicotinic, alpha 2a (neuronal) (gene chrna2a). Gene Ontology annotation, biological process: chemical synaptic transmission; signal transduction; nervous system process. The coding region runs from base 110 to 1678 and encodes 522 amino acids. Gene Ontology annotation, cellular component: neuron projection; postsynaptic membrane; synapse. The transcript has 6 exons. The record is from RefSeq and is a predicted model, not a curated record. Gene Ontology annotation, molecular function: acetylcholine-gated monoatomic cation-selective channel activity; transmembrane signaling receptor activity. Lineage: Eukaryota; Metazoa; Chordata; Actinopteri; Cypriniformes; Leuciscidae.